AUGUUUGCGACUCUCUUAGAAGAGAUUGCGACACUGCGGAGGCAGAAUGAGGACCAGCAACGCCAGCUGGAGCAUCUGCGAGGUGCUACCUCGCUUCUUCUUGAGCGCGACAGCGUGUCCCUACCAACUCCGGGCAGGCUUCAGUUCAAGCACCUACCACUGGAAAUCAGAGAAAUGAUAUGGAAGCUUGCGGUGCCGCGGCGGCUUCUUGGCUUUCCAGGCUCUAGGUCUGACGUCCCGUCAGCUCUGCCCAUCCCGACCAUCGCCCACGUCUGCCGUGAAUCUCGACGCGUUUUCAUGACUCAAAAACGGUACACUAAGGAUGGUCGCAAUUAUGUCCCGCCACCAUUGUGGCGAUUGAAGGGUGAUUCUUUGGCCCAUUGGACUUCGUUCAGCCCUCGAACGGACGCUCUUCUGAUCAAUCCUGGCGACUUCUUGCGUGAGGAUAUUGAAACCAAUUAUCCCAUAACUUGGACGGCGGAGCAUCUCAUGGUUGAGAAUGCCGAGACAUGGGAACAACUUCGAUUCAGUGGUCGCCAAUUUGAUUACGAGGAAGAGAAGGCGCUCACCGACUGGAUAGGACGACUUGCAAUGUUCCCGAACUAUUCUCCUCCGAUAAGGGGCUCCAUCUGGUCUGAGGCCCCUCGUUUGACGCGGGCCCCUGUUUGCCAUGUACGGACCGUGGACUUCAUCGUGAGCAGUAUCACGAUGGUAGACCACAAUUACCCCCCGAACUUGGUUCACCGCCUCUUCGGCGGGGACUACGUCAGGAUUGUCGAUUUGAGAGAUCGAGAAGCUGUUGAUGCCAUCGAACAUAUGAUACAGCACGAGCUAUCCCAGUUUCUAGAGCCAUCCGAGUAUACACUCUUGCCAACGGAUCUUGAAGACAGCCUGGAUAUUUUCAAAGGCACCGCUACCGAAUCUUUUUCCCGAGUCGAAAAGAGAUUGCUGAGAGCUCUGGCCAAGGCCUACUACACAGAGUCACUCUGUAUUAACACCCUCGCAACCAAGGCACGGGCAAUUUUACCGUCACUAUUCAGGGACGGUAAGUGGGACAUGGAAGUUACCUGGGCAAAGGAGCUCUGCAAGCGCAUCGAUGUUCGGCCAGUCCACGUCUUCAUCCGAGCCGAGGGUGUAUCAGAAGUGAAUUGGUAA
Molecule: messenger RNA, 1155 nt
Organism: Diaporthe batatas
Lineage: Eukaryota; Fungi; Ascomycota; Sordariomycetes; Diaporthales; Diaporthaceae
Exons: 1
Coding region: 1-1155 (384 amino acids)
Source: RefSeq, a predicted model, not a curated record